Messenger RNA from Dicentrarchus labrax (European seabass), 4484 nucleotides. RefSeq names its product chemokine-like protein TAFA-4. Lineage: Eukaryota; Metazoa; Chordata; Actinopteri; Moronidae. The record is from RefSeq and is a predicted model, not a curated record. Gene Ontology annotation, molecular function: receptor ligand activity. Bases 303 to 698 code for a protein of 131 amino acids. The transcript is spliced from 5 exons.
AUCACAUCCUGCCUGAGAGGUAGGCUACACUAACUCCAGGGAGUGGAGCUGAUGUGUGAAAGCGCAGGUUUUCAUUGAGCUGUUGGCUGUUAUCUCUAUCAGCUGGGGCGUUAUUUAACAGCAUUUUUUUUCUCGCUGAAUUGAGGCAGAAAAACUUGAGAAACUUGAGGAUCAUAGCUGAUGCAAACUUUUGCAUCCUCGCUGAGACGAUCGUUAUAUGGUAUGCAUGAUGUGCAGCCAAACAGUGAUGGAGGCGUCAGCAGCGGCUUAUCGUGUAUAUCAAUAACCUGAACACAGGCAAGAUGAAGCUGAGCAUAUUACACUGGAGCCUCCUGCUUCUUUGUAUAGUAGGCUUCUGCAGCCAGCUAGUGUCCGCUGGCAACCAAAGCUCCCGAGGACAGACAGGGUCAAAACAGGAGAGGACAGGGACUUGUGAAGUGGUCGCUGCUCAUCGUUGCUGCAAUAGGAACAAGAUUGAAGAACGCUCUCAAACAGUCAAGUGCUCCUGCUUCCCAGGACAGGUGGCAGGGACAACAAGGGCUCUGCCCUCUUGUGUUGAAGCCUCUAUUGUGCGUCAGAAGUGGUGGUGUAAAAUGGAGCCAUGUCUUGAGGGGGAGGAGUGCAGAGUUCUCCCUGACCUCACUGGCUGGUCAUGUAUCUCUGGGAACAAAGUAAAGACCACAAAGGUGGCACGGUAGCAAAACAGAAGCUUCAUCUAAUCAGCACGAGCCCCUCCCGGCCUGCAGCAGUCACCUUAACUAACACUGGACUCUGAGGACAGUGAACGCCCCGUCAGAUAGAGCAAAGAACAAUAUAGAUUUAAUUAGAUAUCUCCUGGCUGAGCUUUAAACUGCAGGAACUCAUUAUUUUAAUUUAUUUUGGGUUGAGCAGGAUUUUGGUUGGGGUUAAUUUCAUGAAGUGGACAAUCUAUUAGCAAUUGACUUAAGUUAAAAUGACGCACGUUUUUCCAACUCAAAAAAGCUACUGCAAAAGUCCCUAUCAUUGCUUGAUAUGCUGAGCACAUUGUGAUGCACUCAAUCAAAGUUUGGAUGGGCCUGCUGGCAGACACUUAAAAGGAGAUUUUGUGGAUUUUCAGGAGGCAGAAUGUGAAUCCUGUCAGUGGCUUGUGACUCUCUCUGCCGAUCAAAGCAGAAACCACAAAUACUGAGAAAUUUAUGAUUAAGUAGCAUUUGUAGACAAUGCUGUCCCGUUGAGUUACUUUGAGCUUUGUAAAGAGGUCAGAUCCCUUUGGACUACUCCUUACCAUGAAGAGGCACUCUCACAAUCAUGCCAGCACACACACAAACACACACAGGCUGUUUUUUUCCCCGACUGGUUGGACAGGCCACCACCUGCAAGGCUGUGAGGCCAUGCACACAAGCAUGGAUCUCUGAUGCAAAACAAGGACUGUUUGAAAUGCUAAUCAUGGCGAGAAAGGGGAGAGAGAAUCGAAGAGGAGCUUCUUCACUGUUGAGAGUAUUUACAUCAUGCUUUUGUUUGUCUCUCUAAACUGAGUGCUCCUGUGGAGGGAACUCCGCUUAUAGUAAUGAUGGGAAACAUUGGAGACUCAGUGCCUUGAAGCAAAUGGUAGCCACUAACAGAACAGAAUGUUUACCGUUAUUACCACUUCAUCAGUUGUCCUCUUUAUAUGAAUAAUUUCCUUCUGUACUCAUCCUGAUUGCCUCUCUUUUAUCUCUUGAGUUCAGUCAGACAUUUUACCUUCGCAAUGAUAAGACACUUUAUAAUAACACAAAUACAGCGACUGCAAAUCAUCCUGUCUGAGGCAUCAGACUUGUAUGAAUGCCACAUGCUGUGUUAGUAGAAAACAGCUGGAUUCUAAGCAGUUUGUUGAACAUUUACUUAACGCAAUUAUGCAUUGUGAUUGUUUGGUAGUGACAAGUUUCUACACUGAGCUAUAAUGUGGUCCAAGGUAAUUUAUGCUUUGCAAACUUUUAUUUAAUAUUAACAGCGCUGUGAAGAUUCAUAUAAUGAUAAUAAUGGCAAUGAUAUGUGUUGGAUAUUUUAGAGAGCCCCUCCUCUAAAUCAAUGACAUCACCCAUUUGUAGAGGAUAGAUUAAUAUGCCUUUGCUGAUGAAUGAAACUGCUUUUUUAGAUUCACUGAAAGCUCAUCGCAUAACACAUUUUGUGACAAAGGGGGCUUCGUAAACAGCGUUGUCUCCAUCAGAACAAUGUGUGAUUUUGCAGCUCCUUUUACAAACCCUUCAGGAGCUUGUGAUGCAGCUGACAACAGUAUUAUAGAUGGUGGUUCUACAUUACAGUUUACAAAAUAACUCAGGUACAGUGCUACAGUGACCUUAAACCACCAUUAUUCAGUAUUAUUGCAGAACAUUCAGACCAGAUGAAUUACUCAACAUACUGUUUAAACCAGAGGUUUUCAAAGUGGGAGGCAAGUGUCUCCUGUUGGGGGUUUCAAGGAAGGCUCAGUGAAUGGAUGUGAACAAAUAUCACAAUUAGUUAUCAAAAGGAGGUCACAAGAAUAGCCUAAAUGUGUGUGAUUUGGUUAAAGAGAUAAAUAAAUGCCAGGGCGGACCUUUUUAUGUUUUAGUGAAGUCUGAAGUUACAUCAAACAUCAGGCUAUCUUGGCUCAAUUGUUGAGUAUCUGUGGAUUCAAGUAACAUAAUCAUGAUCCCACAGGCAUACAGGAACUGAGCGAAGCUAAGCAAGUAUAAACUAAGGGACUUUGUCUGAGGGGAGGCCCACAAUCCCAUACUUUAAAAACCACUGGUUUCCCAAGCAAAAUUGCCAAAAAACAUUCUUUGGUUCCAGCAUCUCAAUUGUGAUUUGCAGUGUUUCUUUGUCUUAUGUGAUUAUUAACUCACUAUCUUUAGGUUGGGGUGUGUCAUUCCAUCUGAAAACAUCACCUUGAGGUUUUGGAAAUCCUGAUGGGCUUUUUCAUUAUUCUCUGACAAUCUUUAGACUAAAUGACUGAUUAAGAAAAAUUAUCGGCAGAUGAAUCAAUAAUGAGAAUAACUGUGAGUUGCAGCCCUUAAGUUUUUAAUAAUUUGAGUCUUUUAAUUUUGCUCAGUUUUGUCAACUGAAGUCUUUUUAAGGCAGACAAAUGCUUGUUAAUGAUGUAUGCCAACUCUGGGAAGAAACCAACAAAUAUAUUUUUAAUCUCUGCGAAUGGAUUGAAAUUUGUAUGUUGUUGAAGAUGUUCAGUGACUGAUUUAACUUGGAUUGAAAUUUAACUUUACACAGAGGAGUAGAUCUGACAUAUUAUUGCAAGGCAAACCCAGAAAGUCCAACAGUAGUCUCAUCCCCAAGUCUUGCUUGUUGAACCAUCCCCCCUAUCUUAUAUUUAUAUAUUCAUAUUAUACAGAAAUACAAAGCUUAUUGAAGUUAAAGGUCCAAAGAUUCUCUGACUGUUCUUAAGUAGACUCGGACAAGAAAGCUUUGGAUAGAUCAGGAACUCAUGGAGGUACAUUUUCUCUCCAAUGCUACAGAGGCUGCAUAAAAAACCCCAAAAGAAAUCCACUGGGACUUAAACUGAAUAAGUUGGUGUGUGACUUCCAUAUUAUUACCAUCCUUGCACUCUUUUCUCUGUUAACUUUUUUUUUUACAAACAUAUUGAGAUUUAAAUUUUUUAUUCCUGUAUACUGCACACAGUAUGUAUUGUACUGUGGUUGUUUAUUGUCUGUAACAUAAUAUGCUGCCACCUUUAUGGCCAUAUUUUGUCAUAUAAGAGAUUUCGUUUUUUCAAAUUCUCAACAAGAACUAACUUUUUGGAAUAAAAGUUUGAAAUAAGGAAGAAUCUUUUACACUCCAGUGGGAUUUAUGUCAACAUAGUCAACACGCAUCCUCAAAUUUGUGCCUCUAUUUCUUAAAAUACCAGCAGCACUCACAACUUCCUUUUUUUGAUUCAUUUUCAAAGGAGCUGGUGUGACAUUCAUUAGGUGACUUUCAGAUGUGUCUCUUGCAGCUUCUUACAAAAGUUUAAGAAAUCUGUGCAGUGCUACCUCUUUAUCUGUAAAAUAACCUUUAAAGCCAGUCAAAAUAGCAUUAUCUCUGAGCACCUGUCAUAAUACAUGGCUUUAAAAAUAAAAGUAAUAUCCUAAAUUCAAAAUGAAAGCAGUCAAAAUCAGAUGAUUAAGGUAGGAGUUAUAGCCUCACACUUUACUGGAGUAUGUUGUACACAAGAAAAAUGCUUUUUGCUUAACAGAUGAGGCAAAUAAUGAUAUUAUUUAAAAGAUUCUGAACAAUUCUUUAGAUUUGAUUCUCGCAAUUCAAAGCAGUCACAAAUAACACAUUCCUGGCAGCUUAUUUGAUAUCAGUUUGAAGGUGAUAUGUGGCCGGGAACCUUCCCCCAGUUGUGCCUGUCUAUUGGGGACAGUAGUUCAUGUUCACUAAUAGAAAAUAAACUGUCCUGGGGCACAUGAAAAACAUAAUGGAAUCGCUGUUCUAUUCCCCUUUAACAACUUUUUCCUCAUCUGGAGUUGACACUUGUAAUAAAAAUGUAAACACAA